AUGACGUGGCUCACCCAAACUAAAGCAGCUGAUACUGAGCUGCAGACUGCUAUUCUUGCAAAUGGGCUUGUGAAUCUACGGGGUGCGGAGGACGGUUGGUUCGAAAUUGACCGACUGAAUGAGUUCUUUAAUCUUCAUAUGAAGACACCCAUGGCGACUCGACGGACCUCAACUAUUGACAUUACUGCCAUGUUUCGUCGAACCGCUCUCACGGCGAGCUAUUGUACUAACCUGAAGGAGCAUCGGGAGACUACAUUCGGAGAAUAA
Penicillium manginii is the source of this 267-nucleotide messenger RNA. RefSeq lists its product as uncharacterized. NCBI's taxonomy places the organism in Eukaryota, Fungi, Ascomycota, Eurotiomycetes, Eurotiales, Aspergillaceae. The transcript has a single exon. The record is from RefSeq and is a predicted model, not a curated record. Bases 1 to 267 code for a protein of 88 amino acids.